AUGGAGAUCGACACCGAGAUCAGCCGCAAGAUCCGGAGUGCCAUUAAGGGGAAAUUGCAAGAAUUAGGAGCUUACGUUGAUGAAGAACUUCCUGAUUACAUUAUGGUGAUGGUGGCCAACAAGAAAAGUCAGGACCAAAUGACAGAGGACCUGUCCCUGUUUCUAGGGAACAACACAAUUCGAUUCACCAUAUGGCUUCAUGGUGUAUUAGAUAAACUUCGCUCUGUUACAACUGAACCCACUAGUCUAAAGUCUUCUGAUACCAACAUCUUCGAUAGUAACGUGCCUUCAAACAAGAGCAGUUUCAGUCGGGGAGAUGAGAGAAGGCACGAAGCUGCAGUAUCUCCCCUUGCCAUUUCUAGCAGUAGACCUGAAAAAAGAGAUUCCAGGGUUUCUGCAGGUUCACAGGAGCAGAAAACCACUAAUACCAGACAGACUUAUGAUAAAGGAGCUGCAACCCGACUAAUGUCAACAGUGAAACCUCUGAGGGAGCCAGCACCCUCUGAAGAUGUGAUUGAUAUUAAGCCAGAACCAGAUGAUCUCAUUGAUGAAGACCUCAAUUUUGUGCAGGAGAAUCCCUUAUCUCAGAAAAAACCUACAGUGACACUUACUUAUGGUUCUUCUCGCCCUUCCAUUGAAAUUUAUUGACCACCUGCAAGUCGAAAUGUAGAUAGUGGUGCUCAUUUAAACAGGUUGCAGUUUCAGCAGCAGCAAAACAGUAUUCAUGCUGCCAAGCAACUUGAUGUACAGAACAACCGGGUGUAUGAAACAGGACAUUUGUGUGAACCAGAAGUGCUUAACAAUUUAGAAGAGACUUAUAGUCCCUUCUUCAGAAACAACUCAGAAAAAAUGAGUAUUGAGGAUGAAAACUUUCAGAAGAGAAAGUUGCCUGUGGUGAGUUCAGUUGUUAAAGUAAAAAAGUUCAAUCACGAUGGAGAAGAGGAGGAGGAAGAUGAUGAUUAUGGCUCCCGAACAGGAAGCGUGUCCAGCAGUGUAUCUGUGCCAGCAAAGCCUGAAAGGAGACCUUCUCUUCCACCUUCUAAACAAGCCAACAAGAAUCUAAUUUUGAAGGCUAUAUCUGAAGCUCAAGAAUCAGUAACAAAAACAACUAACUAUUCUGCUGUCCCACAGAAACAGACACUUCCAGUUGCUCCAAGAACUCAAACUUCUCAGGAAGAAUUGUUAGCAGAAGUAGUCCAGGGGCAAAGCAGGACCUCCAGAAUAAGUUCCCCCAUUAAAGAAGAGGAAGCAAAAGGAGAUAAUAUAGAAAAUCAAGGAACUCAACAGAGGCAAUUAUUAUCCCGACUGCAAAUUGACCCAGUAAUGGCAGAAACACUGCAGAUCAGUCAAGCUGAGAUGAGUGAACUGAGUGUGGUACAAAAACCAGAAAAGAUUUUGGAGCGCUGCAAGUACUGGACUGCUUGUAAAAAUGGGGAUGAAUGUGCAUACCAUCAUCCGAUUUCACCUUGCAAAGCCUUCCCCAGUUGUAAAUUUGCUGAAAAAUGUUUGUUUGUUCAUCCAAAUUGUAAAUUUGAUGCAAAGUGUACUAAGCCAGAUUGUCCCUUUACUCAUAUGAGUAGAAGAAUUCCAGUACUGCCUCCAAAACCAGUUACAACACCAACACCAUCUUCUAGUAGUCAGCUCUGCCGUUACUUCCCAGCAUGUAAGAAAAUGGAUUGUCCCUUCUACCAUCCAAAACACUGUAGAUUUAACACUCAGUGUACAAGACCGGACUGUACAUUCUAUCAUCCCACCAUUACUGUACCACCAAGACAUGCCUUGAAAUGGAUUCGACCUCAAACCAGUGAAUGACGCCCAGUCCUAUCUGGUGGAAGAUCAUGCAGUUUGAAAGGUUCCAUCUACUGAUGAAAGAUAAUUCUACAGAAUUUGUCGAAUCUUUGAAACUUGGAAUAUAUUGCUUUCAUAACAUGAAGUUUAUUGUCUAUC
Molecule: messenger RNA, 1947 nt
Organism: Marmota flaviventris (yellow-bellied marmot)
Lineage: Eukaryota; Metazoa; Chordata; Mammalia; Rodentia; Sciuridae
Source: RefSeq, a predicted model, not a curated record